Sphenostylis stenocarpa is the source of this 918-nucleotide messenger RNA. NCBI's taxonomy places the organism in Eukaryota, Viridiplantae, Streptophyta, Magnoliopsida, Fabales, Fabaceae. The record is from the annotation of a GenBank genome assembly.
AUGGAUCGCAUCAUAACAACUCUCCCAGGAAUGGAAAACAUUCUCCGAUGUCGAGACCUCCCUAGUUUCUAUCGAGGAGCAGAAUCCGACCAAGCAGAACCUUUAAAAGCCUUGGUCAUAGAGUGCCAUCAAAUGUUUAGAGGCCGAGGAGUCAUACUCAACACUUUCGAGGAUCUAGAUGGUCCUCUUUUGUCCCAAAUGCGACUCAAGUUUCCCCGAGUCUUCGCCGUUGGUCCUCUCCAUGCGCACCUGAGUUCCAGAAGGGCAUCCGACGCCAAAACAACGCCGUCCACGAGUUCUUUCUGGGAAGUGGAUAGAAGUUGCUUGACUUGGCUUGACUCUCAGCCAUUGAAAUCGGUGUUAUAUGUCAGCUUCGGUAGCAUCACUACCGUCACAAGGGAGAGGCUCAUGGAGUUUUGGUACGGUUUGGUGAACAGCAAGAAGAGGUUCUUGUGGGUGAUGCGGCCUGAUAUGGUGGAGGGAGAAGACAGCCAUGACUGGGUACCGCCUGAGCUGGAGAAAGGGACUAAAGAGAGGGGGUUCAUUGUGGGGUGGGCCCCGCAAGAGGAGGUGCUGGCUCACAAGGCCAUUGGUGGGUUCUUGACCCACAGUGGGUGGAACUCAACCUUGGAGAGUUUGGUGGCUGGUGUGCCCAUGAUUUGCUGGCCAUACUUUGCGGAUCAGCAGAUUAACAGCAGGUUUGUGAGUGAGGUUUGGAAAGUUGGGUUGGAUAUGAAAGAUGUUUGUGACAGAGAUGUUGUGGAGAAGAUGGUAAAUGAUCUCAUGGUUCAUAGGAGAGAGGAGUUUCUCAAAUCAGCUCAAGCUAUGGCUAUAUUGGCUCACAAGACUGUGAGUCCAGGUGGUUCCUCUUACUCCAGUCUUGAGGAUUUGAUUCAGUACAUUAAAUUAAUUAGCUAA